AUGCCAUCGGCUGGGACGGACUCGACCAUCGACGGACUCCUCCGCAGUCUGAACGACCGGCCGAAUGUGGACGCCACGCUGAUUCUUUCGCGCAAAGAUGGAUCGAUCAUCAAGUCUGCAGGAUUCGCGGUCGCACAACAGCGACAGAGAGCUCUGACAUCCGGCCCCGAGCCUCCUAGCGAUCAGACCAAAACGCAGGAAGAUGGUGGUAGCGAAGAGCAGGUGAAAGCUACACCCGCGGAAGAGCUGGCCGUCUCUGUGUUUCAGUUCAUGACAGCUGCUGGUUCUCUCGGUUCGACUCUGGCUGCAGUCUCCGCUGGACAAGGCCGUGGAAAUGGGUCGUUUCAGCAAGAGCGCGGCUCAAACAAAUCACAACCCGGAGACGAUGAGCCGCCUGAUGCGAAUACGGAGUCUGCGGACGCACAAGUUCAACUGCUGCGACUUAGAAUAAAACACAAAGAAAUCAUCAUCUUCCCUGACCCUCAGUACAUCUGCUGUGUUGUUCAGCGAGUUGGCAAACAGGCUGCGACAGAGAGCCGUUGA
Cyphellophora attinorum is the source of this 543-nucleotide messenger RNA. RefSeq lists its product as uncharacterized. The transcript has 2 exons. The record is from RefSeq and is a predicted model, not a curated record. NCBI's taxonomy places the organism in Eukaryota, Fungi, Ascomycota, Eurotiomycetes, Chaetothyriales, Cyphellophoraceae. The coding region runs from base 1 to 543 and encodes 180 amino acids.